Molecule: messenger RNA, 6686 nt
Organism: Amoebophrya sp. A120
Lineage: Eukaryota; Dinophyceae; Syndiniales; Amoebophryaceae
Source: the annotation of a GenBank genome assembly
GUGAGGGCUGAACCUCGGAGCAGUUGGUGUUCUUGCGUUACACUGCAGUUUUUUCUGCAAUCACACAGAGAUAGAAAUUGCGGUGACUGGUGCAGCAUUUUUGUCCUCGCAGCUAAACAUCAAGAUGGACGCCGUCCUGCCCUCCGGCUUCGAUCCGGAGCAGCAGAACCAAAAGGUCCACUACGAAAUCACCCAGCGGGUCGUCGACGUGGCCUCGGUUCUAUGAGAGUGCACAACUCCCCCUCCCCUUGCCCUUCAUUUGUAUGGCAUGAACAGCAACACAGAGACCAGUCCAAAUGAAGCCUUUGCAUGACAAGUUGAUGUGCCUAGCGUAGUACUGUUUGGGCUUCCGAGAUUUGUCAUGCAAACCGUGCCACAGCGCAACGAUAGGGCUUCGGAUUUUGCAUUACAAAUGAGGGGAAGGGACGAGAGUUGUGCACUUUCAUAGGUUCACGCCGAGCUCGCGAAGGACAUCCUGCCUCUCAAGGGCGUGAAACGCCUCUAUGGGGUUCUCAAAUCGGUUACCUACUCAACUGUUACAUGAUUUGUCAUGCAAAACUACCAUAAGCCGCCGGAUGAUCAGGCGACUUCGCAUGACAAAUCUCCGAAGGGCUAAACAGCAUCUGAAUCUGUGCCAAAUCUGUGAUGCGAAAGCUGCAAACUUGCCACCUUGACUCUUGCUGUUCUUGCAUUGCAAAUUCAUGUAACAGUUGAGAAUGUAACGAUUUGAGAACGCCAUAGCCUCGUGUCCGACCGUCUCCGCAACCGUCUCGCCGCGCCGUCCGAUCGAAUUUCAUCCCAGCAAUCCAGGAACGCUUCUUACGGCGCAGUUUUGAAGAAGAGCAACAAUCAUCUUCCCAGUACGGUCCAGCGCAUCCAAGCUUUAUCUACGAUAGCGGAUCAUAACGCUGCUGAGGACGGCGGGUUAUUUGUGCCUAGUAGUUCUGGUGCAGCAGCAGUUGGCUCUCCGCGCGCUCUCCAUACCAGAUUCACGGAGCAACAUCUGCUUCAUGAUGGCGACAACUCUACUUUCCACCCCGAUCCACACUAUGACCGGGCGCAGAGCACGGUGCAAGAAAGAAGUGCGGGGGCGACUGCUGCUGCUGCUGGUGGUGUCAUGAUCCACCAGCAAGCUCCUGAAGGGGAAGCGAUGGAAGUAGAGUUAGAGGCCGUCAGUGUGACCAGUGGUACGAACAACCACAAUACCAGUCCGGAAGGAGAGCAGAAUCCUCCCGAGUCUUCGUCUAAGAAAGUGACGAUAUCCGCAGGCGGGCCGGAGGUGAAGGAAAUUUCAUCGCCAGGGGUUGAUGUCGCGGAUGACGCGGGCGUUGGUACUAUCGAUGAGGAGGAGGAUUACCACGGGGGAUUUUCCGAUAUGGCGAGCAGCUUACGCUCGCGGUACCACGGGUCGGGGGUGAUGUUGAACCGGGUCAGGAAUUCUUUAAGCCAGGACGAAAAUAAGCGAGUGAUACAACAUCAUAAUGCUGGUGCAAAAGAUAACACAAAGAUGAACAGUCCCUUCCUCGAGGUACCUGGAGCAGGUGGAGAGCAGAACAAGGGUACCCGUGCGACCGAUCAAGAUCUUCGGCCAACAAGCAGUAGUAACACAAGCGAAACUGCAAAGAGCAAGUCUUUCGGUAGCAGACUUCUGAACAAAGUGACCACGACUUUUUUCGGGGGACGUCGAAGUGAUGAUAAUCCUUCAAAACCGAGAAGAAACGCGGUGAAAGUGAGCACGAAGAUGCACAACUUCGCGUUUCAGGAAGCGUCCGCAAAAAUCAAGCGCUUAGCAGAAUCGGCUUAUUCCAAGGGGCACUACAAACUCGCGGAGCUCGCGUUGAUUCAGCAACGGCACCAGUGGGCGAACGCGAGCAUGAUUUUCAUUCAAACACCCGGGAUUUUCUCCUACAGUACCUCCGCGGACGAAUUCCGGCACGGGGUGCAGAUUUUGUGGAAGUACUUGCGGAGGCGGCUCUUCGCGGUGGUUUACUCCGACGUAGUCGGGUUCUGCUGCUUCUGGUUUUGCUGCGGGUUUUGCAGGAGAAGAAAGGACUCAACAAACAGCAAACCCGUAACACCUACACAGAAUGACGGAAAAACGAGUCAUUUUGACAUGAACGUGGAUCUGCCCCUUACUGGCGACGAGAAGGCGGAAAAUUCUUACCGUGGUACUAGCGGGAUGCAAAACACCAACCGAGUGGAGCAAGAUAAGGAUUCCUUCGCGGCUUUCCAAGAUUUUUUCGAUGGGGUGACGAAUGUUGAUGCGAAUCGCAAGGAAAGGAUGCCGGAGUACAACAAGUACGGCACGAAAUUGAAGUCCAACGAAGCUGACCGCUACAAACGGUCGCGGAAAGCGAAAAUGCACAACAUUCCCUACCAGUCCGAAGCGACAGAGCAUUUAGCGAAUGUCUUACUCAUGACGGCCGUUUGCGUCUCCUUCGCGCUAGUUUCGACGGGGUGCGCGAUUACUUCUCGGACGGAUUCGACGGUGUACACGAUUUGCGAGGAGGGGCACAACUUCAGCAAGAAUCAUGUACCGAAAAUAUUGAUGCCGACUUUACCAGUUUUUCUCCUCGUUUAUGUUCUCGGUCUUUCCUUUUCCCACUUUUGGGACGUGUGGCGGCAGGCGGCGCGGAUUGGAGAGGAGUUCACGGAGACUUUAACCCAGUUUUUGACUUUGACACUGCACGAGCGGAACAUGGUAUCGCGAGAAAAAAGUGUUUCACUGUAACGAUUUUGCAAGUUUUGCAUCACAAGUCUGUCCUACAUGACAGAAAGAAUUUGCCAUGCGAGUUUCCUAAGGGAAAACACGGCGAAAAAGACACCGUCUUGCAUGUGGAGCAGCACAAGCACUCCAGAGAUGCAUUUUUUUUUGCGAUACAUGGUGGCGAAGUACCGAAAGAAAGUGGUUGUCACGGAGAAAAAAUCCGAAAAGACCGAAGGGGACAACAGGAGCCCGAGCAUGUUCCAGCGAUUCAGCAGGGGCCAAGCCAGUGUGAAAACGGAAGCAGGGAUGAAACAAGACGUUCCAACAUCUUCCGCUACAGCUUCGUCCGACGGAACUACAGGUGGAGCAGCUACGAAUACUAAAAUGCAGGAAACGAAAUCGAAAGAAGAGGUGAUUCAGCUGGCGUUUCCAUAUCAAAGAGAAAAAUCCCCCUCCCCAUAUCAAAAUGGAAUUUCUGAUGCUGGAUUUGCGUACACAAAUCAGGCUUGUCUUGCAAUAGAGGACUGCAGGCUCGUAUCACCGCCGUGGUGGAGAGGUUUUGGCCUAGUAGGCGCUCGGCAUGACAAAAGUCCAUGCUGUAGGCCCAACAGCAUCACAAACCGCCUGCAUAAUGCGGGGGGCCUUCUGGGUUUGCCUUCUUGCAAGACAGACACGAUUUGUGACCACAAAGCAGCAUCACAAAUUUCCAACAGUAUACGUCUUCAGUAUGGGGAGGGGGGAUCUUUCCUUACGAUAUUCCAACUUCUGUGGUUUUCUCCGCGGUGGAGCUUGCGCGGUACUUGUCCGUGGUUCUCGUCUUUCUCUUCUACAGUCUAAACCCGGUCACCUACAACAUUGAGCACUACAUUCCGUUCAUUUGUCAACGAUACGGCACGCAGCUGCGGGGAUUGCUAACCGAGUCGGAGUGGAAUACCUUCAUCGUGCCGCAGAUUUUGAUAUCCUGUGCAACAGUAUCGUACUCGUAUUGCAGUCAUGCAUUACAAAUCUUGUUCUCAACGUAAAUCUGCAUUACAGAUUUUAUUUCGCAUGCUGAGGAAAUUUGUAAUGCAUUUAUACGAGUACGAUACUUUUGCAAUGCAUAUUUGAAGUCCAAAAGCCGGAAAUUCGUCAUCCACGAAAACACGUUCCACGGGAAAAUCUCCGACUAUGUGGACGCACAGGCGUUUGGCAGGAAGAUGAUGAGCUACGCGACCGAGAUGGCCUUGGACGUCAUUCUCCACAGCCGCGCACUUGGUUACGUCGCGGACGCGCCAAUUGCAGCUUUCAACAUCAAGACCUGGCAGGAUAUUGUGUCCUCGAAGAACCAAAUGGUGGCGAGGCAAAUGAAAUUGAUGCCGCACAUGCUCCACCGGACCUUGUGGCUGAUGAUGCUGGUGGUGUUUUUCGUGGAAUUCAUCGAGAAAUCCACGUUUCUCGGCAUCCGGAUGCGGCAAAUCCUCCAUUCGCCGGGGAACAACGUUUUAGAGGUUGGAAAACUCCGGUCACCACUCUCCCCCCCGGCGACGUCGGAAUCUGCUUUGGUGGAUUUAUCGGCGCCGAGCGUGACGUUUGAUGACGAUUGGAGCCAGGACUACGGGCGGAAAAUUGCGUGCGCAGUUUUGGGCGUUUUUGCCGGGUUGAUGUACGUGAUUCUGUGCACCUUUUUCCACCGAUUGAUGGGCCUGGCCGUGGACAUGUUGGACCCGAUCGCCGCGGAUCCGGAUUCUGUCCCGGUGUUGCCGAUCAUUGACGAGUUGGUACAGGGCAUGUACGACCGGGUGAUUCGACGAAUCGUGACGGUGACUUUACGACACGCGGCGUUCCUCCAUUCGGUGGAGGAGCGGGAACAGGAAAAGGAGUUGUUAAAACGGUUCGACAGUAACCAACUCGCGUCCCCGACUUCCGGCGAACAAACUAGUGACCCUAUUACAGUGAAAAGUGCCCCCCACCCCCAAAGUUGCAAAAAUUUGUGAUGCGAAGUGUCCAAAUGAAAACUUUUUGUCAUGCAUGAAAGGAGUAUGAAUCUUUCUGAUGCAGAUUCUAGUCGUGUUUUGCAUCGCUUGCAUGACAAGCACCGCUCUUGCUGGGAUCUUUUGCAAUACAAACUUUUGCUAUUCACACUCGGAAAUCUGUGAUGCUGAUACAUGCAAGAGGGCGAGUGUUUCAUUUGGAAAGGUUUGCAAUACAAAUGCUUUCAAGUUCGGGGGUGGGGGCAUUUUUCAUUGUAAUAGACCCGUUCGAUUUCAAGGACGAAACGCAAACUUCGAAACAGAUCAUCAUAUCAAAUGCAAAAAUGUCUGGGUCUGGAAGAAUGCAGCCUGUGAUGCUGCAUUUGAAUUCCAAAAAAAUCUGUAUUGCUAUUGCAUGAGCAGCAAAGGGAACGCAUUUUUUGCUACGCGGAGAGGGCAUUUGUCAUGCCGAAUAGGCAUCAAGAAGCCCUCAAAAAAUCUGUGAUGCUAGGGCAUGCAUCACAGACAUCAUGGCUCACGCAACACGUGCAUGGCAAGUCUAAGAAUCUUCCAGACCCAGACACUUUUACAGUUGAUACAUCACGCCCCGGCAUAACAUGUUCCACCACCGGGAUUCCAUCGUCCUAUCCACAGUAAUUUUCCCGUACACGUACAAAUACGGUCUCUGCAUGACAAAACGGGCUUCGCUCCUAGUUUUGCAUGACAAGUGUUCACAACGCUCCAAAUCACUGAAAUUUGUGAUGCAUCUUGUACAUGUGCGGGAAAUUUGUAUUGCAUACCUCCACGGGAGAUUCACCAUCUUCGCACAGCAACGGAACAUCCGGGAGGGCGAGUUUGAUCAUUUCAGCCAGACGCCGUAUGACAGUGCACAAUUUUCCCUCCCCCUCAUUUGUCAUGCAAAAGCCCGAUUCCAGUUGCUACCUUGCGGCACCGCGUGCAUGACAAAUUUCGAACUCCAAGCAGUGCUACACUCGGCGCAUGAACUUGUCAUGCACGGGGUCCACCUGUACUGAUGUUUGUCAUGCUGUUGAUGCCAUACAAAUGAGGGAGAGUCGUGGGGGUUGUGCACUUUCAUACGCCCCAGAGCUCGCACACCAGUUUACGAAAGAAAUUGCUGAUGAAACAACAGGACCUGCACAUGUGGUCUCCGUCGAAUCCGCAAGUGUUUUCAUCUAGCGGGAGUCAGGAGAAUCUGCUGGGAGGACAGCAGGAACAAACCAGCAAGAACGCAGCAGUACAUCAACCAGCGCCGCGCGGUAAUGAGCGGGAAUACGGUACGCUUAUGACGAUGAACGACGCUGUAGGCGAUGUCGUGGAGGCGGAGAGACAGGCGGUGAUGAUGAUCUUGCCCUAUUUGGAUAGAAUUGAUCCGGAAGUGGUGGCGUGGUGUCAAGAUAUCUUGACGGGACACGGGGAAGAUUGAGUUGUGGGGGAUGGAAAUAGUGUCAUUUUUUCAUCUCCUCAGUGUAGAUACUGAACUGGAUAUUUGGUUUCCGCGAGUAUUUCGCCGCCGACAAAUUUGCUUUCAGAACAAAGCUGGAGUAUACUUUGACUUUUUCUUUAGACCAGUACUUGAACGAAACAAAACUGAACUAGAAAACCUGUGAGAAUAUUAUGCGACGCUCCUAAGGCGGAAACGCACGGCCAAAGCAGCCGGCUGCCAGCUUAAGAGCUCGGAAGAAAAGGCGAUGUUGUAUUUCACGUUUUUUUCACCUUCACGGUGCCAUUGCAGAACUUCUUUCCUAUUAUGAUCGCCAUGGGCUUUACCGUUACACUAGUGUUGCUUUCGCUUUCGAUUAGCGUCUUUCCAAGAAAUUAUGCAGCUUGUAUUGCCACAGCGAAAAACAGAAAUUUAGAACAAAAAAAAACUGCUUCUGACAUUGGCGGUGAUAGAGUGAGUGCGUGGGUUGGCAAUAUUUAUACUUAAGGGAGACCACUGAAAAAAUUGAAUGACGCAAGGAAGAAGUUGUACUUUAUCGCAAGCCAGGAGCCUGGUUUUUCCAUCUAAU